Messenger RNA from Hyaena hyaena (striped hyena), 528 nucleotides. RefSeq names its product ferritin light chain-like. Gene Ontology annotation, molecular function: ferric iron binding; ferrous iron binding. The transcript has a single exon. Gene Ontology annotation, cellular component: cytoplasm. Gene Ontology annotation, biological process: iron ion transport; intracellular iron ion homeostasis. Bases 1 to 528 code for a protein of 175 amino acids. The record is from RefSeq and is a predicted model, not a curated record. Lineage: Eukaryota; Metazoa; Chordata; Mammalia; Carnivora; Hyaenidae.
AUGAGCGCCCAGAUGCAGCCGAAUUAUUCCGCCCAGAUGGAGGCUGCCCUCCAGCGCCUGGUGAACCUCCACCUGCAGGCCUCCCACACCUACCUCUCUCUUCGCUUCUUUGAAGGAGGCAGCAAUGUAGCUCUGAAGGGCAUGGGCCGCUUCUUUCAAGAGUUGGCUGAGGAGAAGCGUGAGGGCGCCCUCCGUCUCUUGAAGUUGCAAAACCAGUGGAGCGUCGGCCCCUUCCUUCAUGAUUGGCAAAAGCUGUCCGAAGAUGAGUGGCGUGGCAGCGUGGAUGCCAUGGAAGACGCCACGGCCUUGGAAAAGAAUCUGAACCAGGCCCUUCUGGAUCUGCAUGCCCUGAGUUCCAACAACAGAGAUCCAGGUCUCUGUAACCUCCUCAAGAGCCACUUCCUAGAGGCAGAGAUGAAAGUCAUCAAGGAGAUGGGCGACCACCUCACCAACCUCCGCAGGCUGGCCGCCCCCCAGGCCGGGUUGGGUGAGUAUCUCUUCAGAAAGCUCACCCUAAAGCACGACUAG